GUUUGUGUUAGUUUAGUGAACAGUUAUAGUGAAUAUUUUCUAUGACAUAUUAACUGAUUCAUGCAAUGUUUGUUUUUAUAGUUUGAGAUCAAAGAAUUACGGAUUAUUUACUGAUUUAUCUCUAAAGGCCGCGUAAAAUGAAUUUAAGUAACAGUUUUUGGCUGGUCGUUCUGGCUGUUCUCGAAUGUUGUUGGAGGACGAACUCCUCGGAGGUUCCCAAAGACGUUCAAGAUCAAGUAGAAACGAAUCUUUUGUCGCUUUUUGGUUUCAAAGGCCGGCCGAAAAUAGAUAAAUCAAAAGUGGUGAUACCUCAAGCUAUGAUCGAAUUAUACGAAAUGCAGAUGGGGUUUCCCUUAGAUACGACAUCGAUUCCGAGGAGGGGAUGGCACACUAAAAGUGCAAAUACCAUAAGGAGUUUUACACAUGUUGAAAGUCCUGUGGAUACCCGUUUCACGAGUCAUCACAAGUUUCGAUUAAAAUUCGACGUAUCUUCAGUGCCGAAAGAAGAAAAAAUAAAAGCCGCGGAAUUAACCCUCAGCAGAGAAAAGAUCCAUUGGUUAAGCGAAGGUCUAAACGAAGAGGAUUUUCUACAAAGGAUUUUAGUAAGUGACAUAAUCCACCCGGGAAUUAAAGAAAAAAGAAGCGCUAUAACGAGGGUUAUCGAUAGCGUAUUGGUCGAUACGAGGGAAAACACCACCGUUAGUUUGGACGUGUUCCCCGCCGUGCAAAGAUGGUUGAAUAAAAAAAAUAACAACCACGGUUUACUUGUAUCGAUAAAAUCAGUUGGUAAGAAGAUUAAGAAGCCGAAACGUCACGUGCGUUUGAGGAGAAGCGUCCAAGAAGACGAUAGCAGCUGGAACAAUGUUCAACCUAUACUUUUAGCUUAUACAGACGACGGGAAAAAUAGACCAAGGCGCGGGGCAGAGUUAACCCAAAUAAAAAGAAGAAGACGAAACUCUAAGAAGCAUAACCGAUCGAAAAACGAGAAGAGGUACCCGUGUAAUAGGCAUCAAAUGUACGUCGAUUUUCGAGAGGUCGGUUGGAGCGAUUGGAUUGUAGCUCCUCCCGGCUACGACGCUUAUUAUUGUCAAGGAGAGUGUAAUUUCCCUCUAGCGUCGCAUUUAAAUACUACGAAUCACGCGAUAGUACAGACGCUUAUGAAUUCGGUGAACCCCCAGAAGGUUCCGAAAUCGUGUUGCGUACCAACGCAUCUUAAUCCAAUUUCGAUGCUUUAUUUGGAUGAAGACGAAAAGGUUGUUUUGAAAAACUAUAAAGAUAUGGUUGUUGUAGGUUGUGGCUGCCGGUAGUCGAAUUUGUUUGUGACAAUUUUUACGUAACCGCGUCUGUGAUCAUAUUUGAACUUCAAUGCUACCCUACCCUCUAGCACUAAACAUUUAUUGU
Messenger RNA from Diorhabda sublineata, 1401 nucleotides. It is a transcript of the gene dpp, whose product is annotated as protein decapentaplegic. Gene Ontology annotation, cellular component: extracellular region. Gene Ontology annotation, biological process: SMAD protein signal transduction; BMP signaling pathway. The record is from RefSeq and is a predicted model, not a curated record. Bases 138 to 1307 code for a protein of 389 amino acids. Gene Ontology annotation, molecular function: cytokine activity; growth factor activity. Lineage: Eukaryota; Metazoa; Arthropoda; Insecta; Coleoptera; Chrysomelidae. The transcript is spliced from 3 exons.